CCGUUGUUUGAAAGCCAGCCGGCAGGUUCACUGCAAUGUCUGUCAAACACAGCUGCUCUCUAUUCGACACAUUUUCAACCGGAUAAUCCCGAGCUGGCGUUUGGAUUAUUGCUCCUGCUGGGUUGUUGUAGGUAGACAAAUCAAUUCAUCGGAUUAGUCGGGGCUGGAUUCAUUUUCUGUGGACUUCAAGAUUAUUUCUUGACUUGUUUCUCAUUUUGGGAGCUGUGUUUUAGUGUUUGGACUUGUCGCAAGCAACCGGUGCAGCAAGAAGUCACACACAGUGGACUGAAGUGACUGGAGACGCACACGUGUGUCCUCUUUCCUCCUAUUUUUCAGCACUCUGGAUAAAAAGUUGUGUUUUUCUGUUUGGGAUAUCGUUUAAAACAGGGAGCAAAAGAGCAAGAAAACAUGUCGCUUAGCAGAAGUAUUGAAUUUGAACACUUUGAGGAACGAGAGAAGCCGCACCGGACACCGAGAACCAAUUCGGGCUCCGGGUCCCAGUCAGGCUCCAGAGGAAACGGUCUGGUCCCCAGCCCGGCGCACAGUGCGCACUGUAGUUUCUACCGCACACGCACUCUCCAGUCACUCACGUCUGAGAAAAAAGCCAGAAAAGUGCGCUUUUAUCGCAAUGGAGACAGAUAUUUCAAAGGUUUGGUGUAUGCUGUGUCCAACGACCGGUUCAGGUCUCUGGAUGCUCUGCUCAUGGAGCUCACGAGGUCCCUUUCUGACAAUGUCAACCUUCCUCAAGGAGUCCGGAUGUUAUAUGCGUUGGAUGGAGGCAGGAGGAUCACUAGUCUGGAUGAGUUAAUAGAGGGUGAGAGUUACGUAUGUGCCUCAAAUGAACCCUUCCGCCGUGUGGACUACACCAAGAACGUCAACCCUAACUGGUCUGUUGGCUGCAAGACCGGCACAUCACGCUCCCUCUCGUCUCUCAUCCCACUGAAGAGUGAGCAGCAGCGUGAGUCCAAAGACUUCAUCAAACCCAAACUAGUCACAGUCAUCCGCAGCGGCGUCAAACCCCGCAAGGCAGUUCGGAUACUGCUCAACAAGAAGACGGCGCACUCCUUCGAGCAGGUGCUCACUGACAUCACAGACGCAAUCAAGUUGGACUCCGGAGCUGUGAGGCGACUGUACACAUUGGAGGGCAAGCAGAUUAUCUGCCUGCAGGACUUCUUUGGGGAUGAUGACGUCUUCAUAGCGUGCGGCCCGGAGAAGUACCGCUAUGCCCAGGACGACUUUGUGUUGGAUCACAGUGGUAAGGCUUCCACAGCCUUUAUGACUGAAUGCAGAGUGCUAAAGACGUCACACAGCCGCUCUGCUACUCCGAACCGUACAGCUAAGAGCCCUGGACCUUCGCGACGCAGCAAGUCCCCUGGUGCAGCAAGACAACCUGUCCACUACUCCACCAGUCAGUCUCCAAUCAAAUCCCCAGUAAAUGGAAUCUCAAACAGCCAGAUCUCAACUCCAAAGUCCACCAAGUCCUCCACUCCAUCUCCCACCAGCCCCAGACCCGUCCCCAGUUUUAAGAUCCCUCCGUCACAUCACAUCUCGUCCUCAAAUGUAAAUGGCUCACUGAACAACCACCAGGAGCAAACCAAUCGACUUAGCCCAGAGGUUAAUGGGAACCGCUACCUGCCUAACUCCACCAUCUUGGAAAAAUACAAGAUUGGCAAGGUCAUUGGAGAUGGCAACUUCGCCGUGGUUAAAGAGUGCGUGGAGAGGUCCACAGGAAAAGAGUUUGCACUGAAGAUCAUCGACAAGGCCAAGUGCAGUGGAAAGGAGCACCUCAUAGAGAACGAGGUCGCAGUGCUGCGGAAGGUGAAACACCCCAACAUCAUCAUGUUGAUAGAGGAGGUGGACACUCCCUCUGAACUUUACCUGGUUAUGGAGCUUGUCAAGGGAGGAGAUUUAUUUGAUGCCAUCACCUCCUCAGCCAAAUACACAGAGAGAGACGCCAGCAUCAUGGUGUACAAUCUUGCUGAAGCUCUUAAGUACCUGCACAGCACCAACAUCGUCCACAGAGACAUUAAACCAGAGAACUUACUGGUGUUUGAGUAUCCAGAUGGCACCAUGUCAUUGAAACUGGGGGACUUUGGGCUGGCCACAGUGGUGGAAGGACCUCUGUAUACCGUUUGUGGAACUCCUACAUACGUGGCUCCAGAAAUCAUCUCAGAGUCUGGUUACGGUCUGAAGGUGGAUAUCUGGGCUGCAGGUGUCAUAACCUACAUCCUUCUGUGUGGAUUCCCUCCAUUUAGAAGUGAGAGUAACCUGCAGGAAGAUCUGUUUGACCAGAUCCUUCUGGGGCGCUUGGACUUUCCCAGUCCUUACUGGGACAAUAUCACUGACUCAGCCAAGGAGCUGAUCGGAAAAAUGCUGCAAGUCAACGUUGAAGCUCGAUACACAGCACAAGACAUCCUAUCUCACCCUUGGGUCACGGAUGACGCAGUCAUGGAGAACAACAUGAAGAUGGAGGUCACAGGUAAACUGAAGACGCACUUUAACACUGCGCCUAAACACAACAACACCACAGCUGGGGUGUCCGUCAUCAUGAGGACAGCUCUUGAUAAGAAGACUCUCCAGCUUACUACCCAUCGUCAUCCACGGCCCCAAACAGUGCCAUGUCCACCAUCGUCGGCUAGCAAGAAAGUCCCUUCCGCCCUUCCAGUGAAACCAGCCUUGCCAACAAAGUCAGGACCAGCUUCCCCAACCAAACAGGCAUCACACACCAAAGAACCAAAACAUGCCAAGCCGACUUCACCCACCAAGGCUGCUCGUCUAAAAGCACCCAAGACCGCCGCUGUUCCUGAUGCUACACCCACCUCCAAUGCUCCCUGCUGUCAUGCUCCUGUAACUUCCCCUCAUAUCUCACCUUCAUCCACUGCUGAGGCUUUACCCAACACCUCUUUGCCCGUUUCCUCUCCACCUGAAACAACACCCUCCGCUGCUCCCUGCUCAUCUCUAGAAACUCCCUCACCCUCAGGCCCUCCUGAUGUUUUCACCUCCAACACUCCCUCUACACCCGCCGCCUGCCUUUCCCCAUCAUCUCCAACCAAACCAGCCCAAACCUCCUCUUCUCCCACCAAACCAGCUCCUCUUUCACCCACCAAACAAAUCCCCUCCCCCUCUCCUAGCAAAGAGCCAACAUCCCCAUCUUCCUCUCCCACAAAACAAGCAUCCCCCUGCCCAGUCUCCCCCAUGAAACCUGUCGUAUUCUUCCCUUUCUCUUCCCCAACCAAACAAGAACCUUCCUCCCCCUCUCCCAUCCAUCCAACCCUGUUUCCCUCUCCUCCCUCUACACCUCCCAGAUCUGCGUCCCCCGCUGGCCCUCCUUCUCCGAGCCGUCUACCUGCUGAAGAGCUAGUGGAGAAGAUUUAAACGUAGUCAAUAGCACCCCACACUCCUUCUUAUCACAUGUAUGUGUCAGUAAACACGGGCGAGGAGGCUUAAACUCCGCCCCCAGCGUUUCCAGUAGCUGUAAACUGAGCCAGUGACUGCUGUGUCCGUAUUUUUCUUUCACUCUUAUCCCACUCAUUUUCAGAGACGGAGGAUAUAAGGCAUUUUCUUAAAGUUUGUUGGUUAUAUAUAUGUUUGUAUUUAUUAACGGAGGAUGUGGAGAAAAGGAAUGAACUGAAUACAUCACUGUUCUGAGUGGUUUGUCUGAAGAAGUCAUGCAUUACUACAGUAUGUCACGUUUAUGUGAAUCCUUUCUUUUAUUUAUUAUCCCAUGUUGACUGCCUGUGGCUCUUUUGUAAAUAGUUAUUCAUUACAUCAUUGUAAACUCCUAUUGCUUUAGCAGAAAGACCGUAUGUCCACACCACACUAAAGUAUUUCAGCAUAUCAAACGUCUGAACUUGUUAGCCUAGCUACCUGUAGUGUAAUUCAAUUAUAACCACUAUCAGUAAUUUCUCUGACCACAGCCAUCCUGAUGGUAACUGCAAGUUUACUGUUUAACUUAAGAUUCCUAUUUACUACACACAGCACAGCGUUACUACACACAGCACAGUGGGUUGACAAAAUAAAUGUAAUACCAAAGUAUAAAUUAGCAAAUUACGAGUAAAUCAGUGCUUAGUCUGUGAAAUAGUUCAGCCUUGAUAUCAACCAUGCAUGUUAAAGUGUUAAUAAUCAGCACUUCUGAAGCACAAAUGGCUGUUCGAAUUUAAUUUAAAGGGCAUGUUCACCAAAUUAUGAAAACAUUAAAGAAAAAAAAGAGAAAAAAACAUUGUCUGAGUUAGAUCUAUUGUGAAUAGCAACCGUUUGGCUUGUGACCCCUCGUAUAGCAGGAGAUCGAAAAGGUCUGAUUUCUGGUUUUGUCUGGUGUAUCAGCUCGAAUCAGUUUGAUAUUCUGCAAGCCGCCUGACCCAGAAUUUGUCAUUAUGAUUGUUUCUAGCAAAUUAAAAUUAGCCUACAUAAACUAUCUGUGCCGACAGCAUCGUGAAGCCAGAUGCAACUUGUAAUACAUUUGUAAGUAUGAAAGGUAGAAGCUGCCUGACCGGAAAACGAAACACAAUCAGUUCACGGUGAUGACAUAAAAAGUUCAUAGUUAAAACAGAAUGUUUUU
Molecule: messenger RNA, 4558 nt
Organism: Plectropomus leopardus (leopard coralgrouper)
Lineage: Eukaryota; Metazoa; Chordata; Actinopteri; Perciformes; Serranidae
Gene: dclk2a
Product: doublecortin-like kinase 2a
Biological process (GO): protein phosphorylation; intracellular signal transduction
Molecular function (GO): protein kinase activity; ATP binding
Source: RefSeq, a predicted model, not a curated record